UACCUCUUUAGCCUGUUCCUCCGCGGCGUCACGCCGUCAGCGGGGGGGGGGGGGGGCGUGUUGACAGACCUGCGCCCGCCCGCUGAGUCUUGGUCGGACCGACUCGGCUCACUUCAUCCGUCUCUCCCUCUGUUACCCCCACCAGGCGUCGUCGGUGCAGCAACAGUUGGCAAAGAUGUUUUUGGCAAAAAGACUCCUUGGUGGCAUCAUUGAUGUUGUGAGCAAUAUCGACCCAGCUCAGUUUGUGCCCGCUGAUCCUCCUGCACCACGUAGACCACUUGCAUAUGCAGAGCAGAAUGAGAGUGAUGAGGAGAGACAGUUUCGCAAAGUCUUUCAGCAGCUCGCUGGAGAUGACAUGGAGGUCAGUCCCAAUGAGCUGAUGAACAUCUUGAACAGAAUCAUUUCCAAGCAUGCAGACCUGAAGACAGAUGGGUUCAGCAUUGAGUCUUGCCGUAGUAUGGUGGCAGUCAUGGAUAGCGACAGCACUGGAAAACUAGGAUUUCAUGAAUUCAAACAUCUGUGGAACAACAUAAAGAAAUGGCAGGGUGUGUACAAGACCUAUGAUGCAGAUGGCUCCGGGGUCAUUGGUGCAGAUGAGCUUCCCAAUGCUUUCAGGGCUGCCGGUUUCCCCCUCAACGAACAGCUGUUCCAGAUGAUAAUUCGCAGAUACAGUGAUGAAAAUGGAAAUAUGGAUUUUGACAACUACAUCGGAUGCCUUGUGAGGCUGGACGCCAUGUGCCGUGCCUUCAAAACCUUGGAUAAGGAUAACAACGGGACUAUCAAGGUCAACGUUCAAGAGUGGCUUCAGCUGACCAUGUACUCUUGAACACGGAAAUUGUCUCCAGCUUGUAACAGAACCACUUUAUAUCUGUCAACACAAUGUAUUUUUCACUCCUAAGAACUUGCCAUGUAUAUCGGCUAUUCUGUUUGUGUGCAGGUUUUUUGAAUGUGAAUGCAACACUUGUCAUUUCAGCAUAGCCAUUAGGCCUUGGCCACUAUCCCAUAUUAUUUGCAAAGCAGCCAAUAUUACUGAAAACCUGGUGAUUCCCAUAAGCAUAAUCCUGCACACAAAAUGAUGCCCUAAACUGAUAGUCAAAAAUUAUGUUUAUCUCUAGGCAUGCUAUUGAAUGCUAGCUCUGGAGAAGUAUGUCGCCUCCUAAGAAAGGCAGCCCCGCCUGAAUUGUUGUCAUUUGGUCUUCAAGGAUUAACUCACAGUGCAUAACAUGUCUAGUGCAGUGGUUCUCAAGUCAGUUGUCAGGGACCCCACACUACUUCUGGUUCUCUGUUCUGUUGGGUAGUCUUACAUGCUCCUGUUGUGUCGGUUAUUUCAGUUGUUCGAUUGGGAUUUUUUUAGACCUUACACAAUAGGUGAACAUCAGGAACUACCAGACAGAAUGGGGGAAAGAAACAAACGGUAUAGUGCUGUGGAACUUGAGGACCAAAUCGCGAACUGGUCUAGGUUUUUUUUUCCUCCUUAGCUGAGACAGCAGAGGGAGACAGCACACUAUUGUGGUUAAAGUUGACGUCUGGGAUUUUUAGACCUAUGCAUUUGUUUUUGUUACUCAUUUUAUAUCCUAAUGCAAUUAUUGUAUGACAACAUAUGAUUCACCCAUGUGCAUUUUUUUUGCCAUUAGCAAGGAAGUAACAGCAGAAUUGCUUUGUUUUAUGCACAGUUGUCAGCGAUCUUUGUUUUCAAUGGCAGCUGUUGUAGCAGGUCAGUACAUAUAACUAUAAUGUGUAGGAUACUGUCUCAUUAAUGCCAUAUUUUCAUGUAAUUCCCUAUUGUUUAAAGUAAGCAAUAUUUCCCAAGUUAAGGAACACAUUAAUUCUAACUGAUUGCCUAGUACCAAGUUAUGUCCUCUCUAAUAUUAUUCUACAUACCAAGAAGGAAUGUAGCAAGUUGCUCAGCGAGUUAAUAAUGUGCCAUCUAAUCAUAAUGCUGGUCUUGCACUUAGCCAUAGAAUUCUCAUUUUUGUAGCGUACUAAAACGAUUCUUGUUGCAUUAUGUACCUGUUCAAUAUGCCUACACAACAUGCCAGCAUGAUGUUAGAAUUGAAGACAUCAGACUAACAUGUUAAUGCCAUUGCUGCAUGCAGCCAGUAACACAAACAGCCAGUAACGCAAAGAAAGCACAAUAUUGUGGUUAAAUUAUUGGCAAAGUCACUGUUUGAUAUUUGGAAUAAACGUUACAGAAUGCAGUUUUAAA
Lampris incognitus (smalleye Pacific opah) is the source of this 2206-nucleotide messenger RNA. RefSeq names its product calpain, small subunit 1 a (gene capns1a). The record is from RefSeq and is a predicted model, not a curated record. Gene Ontology annotation, molecular function: calcium ion binding. The coding region runs from base 176 to 826 and encodes 216 amino acids. Lineage: Eukaryota; Metazoa; Chordata; Actinopteri; Lampriformes; Lampridae. The transcript has 11 exons.